UUGACUCUGAAUUGUGGUGGAGUAGAAGUAUAAAGUUGCAUUACAUGGAAAUACUCAGGUAAAGUACCUCAAAUGUGUACUUAAGUACAGUACUUGAAUAAUGUACUUAGUUACAUUUUAAGCCAUAUGAAGGCAGUAGUGGAGUGAUGAAGUGCAGUAACCUGACCUCAUUGGGAAUAAAGUGGAAGUUAACAUCAAAUACAUUUCACAGUCUGUUUAGAAAGGGAUUCUCUUUGUGAAAGCUUAACAGUGCAGCACUACUGUUUGCACUGCUGUUUUGCACUUCUCAGUAAUGUGUAAGGUGUAAUGCAGAAAAUUUGUAAUGCACAACUGUUUUUGUCAUAGAAUCUGUUCAAUUUAAAAUCCUUUUAUCUUUUGUAUUGAUGGGCGCUGCGGUAGCUCACGUGGUAGAGGCUGAGUCCGGCCCGGGCCCUUUGCUGCAUGUCAUCCCCUCUCUCUCCCCCCUGCCUUUCCUGUCUCUCUCUGCUGCAACUAUCAAAUAAAGCAGAAACGCCUCCCAAAAAAAAAGUAUGAUCUUUUUGUAUUGAUCAGUCCUGUGUCUGAAACGCUUUAUUCAUGUAACCAAGUCAGUCACCAACAUACUGCAUUUAAAGUUAGGGUCAGGGUUUAUCAUAAUACUGGAUUAUUGUGAUACUUUAUCACAAGCGAAAUACAGUACAACUUUGAUAAGAAUAAAAGAUUCCAAGAUAACGUGUUCUCUCAGUUGAUUUCAGCUUCUCUAAAUCUCAGUAUCAUUAAUGCACACAUUUUAAUUUUUACCAUAUACAAAUCACAUUCAAAUCCACCAACUAGAUGUGGACAAAGUAUAAACAAUACAAAGAAAUCCAAAAAGUACCAAUUCUUGUGUUUUAAAAGUCUUCUGACUGAGAAAUGUUUGUGCUUAAACUCCUCACAUGUAGCCUAGUUACUUGAAUUUACAGUAGCUACAUUUGUGAUAUGCUACUUUCAGUGGAGUGCAAAUGUAUUAAAAAGCCAAGUUUCACACUUUUCCUGUAACGAUACAUUUUCUGUUGAGUUACACCAUCCUAACCUAAAUAAUAUCUUGUCAUCCUCAACACCUCGUUUGGCAUGUUUGACAGACAUCAGUAGAAGGGCAAAGGUCAUCGAUUGUGCCUCUGCAGUCAGCAAAUGUUCACAGAGUCAUAGGUUAAAUCCAUACAUAUAAAAGAGUAUAAAGAAUGUAUAAUCUAUAGUGUUUAAUUUCAAUGGUUAAAUCUCAACAAAAAAUCUAUAUUUUUGAUCAGAUCAGAUUUUUGAUCAGAUGAUGAUCAGUUUAAAUUCAGGGCCGACCGGGUGAACGAGCUUGUUCUUUCCCCGCCCAUAGGGAUGACACAUACCGGAAGUUUUCUUUGAGGAAGAAUCAGAUUAAUUCUACCCGGCGUAUACCGAAACUCGCCAGGGCAGGCAGAGUCAGCAGCAAAACUGACGUUCUUCAGCUACCAGCUAAGCGUGUACGUACUUUUUGCUGCGUUAUUUUAGCCGCUAGCUCCGCCUACGCCUCUUCCGUCCACCUCGAGUGUCCCCGGAUUAAAUAACGAGCGCAGCCUUGAUCAACUGACAGGAAUAGGAACGUCUUUUUGGGGAAAUAGUGUGACCCACAGAUUGUGUAUGGCGAGGUAAACACGAAUUUUAGAGGAGUCGGUGGUCAUUUGUUAAAUUUAGAGUUAUAUGUAAGUGUAUGCUAAUGUACUUAGCAUAACGUCGAACCUCAGUUCCGCGAUAUCGGAUAUAAAUAACUGGCCACAUACGUGUAUCUUCGCUAAAACGCCGAGAUUGAGUAUAUUUGGCUGUAGCCGUCUGCUUGUAAAAACGUCGCUAGCCUGGGUCUGUCCCAGGCAUGAAGAGGAAAGCUAAAGCUAUGGGUGCAACUCACAGCUCUGCUUCAGUCUCCAAACGGAGUGUGCCCUCGGUGUCACAGGAAGACUUGUUCCCUGUUCCUCUGGAGAUCCUGGAGGAGAUCUUCUUGAAUCUUCCUGCUGAUCAGGUGGUUUGUAUUUGUCGGUUAGUGUGCCAUCAAUGGAAAGAAGUGGCUGACAGUGAGUCUCUGUGGAGAGAGAGAUGUAGAAGAGAAGGAUAUCGCCUCUGUGAUGCUUCCAAAAUACCCAAAGACUGGAGGUUGUUUUACUUCUUGUGCAAGAAGAGAAGAAAUCUUCUCAAGAAUCCAAGAGGAGAACAUAAGAUGAAGAAUUGGCAGAUAUUGGAGAAUGGUGGUGAUGGAUGGAAAGUAGAGGGAGUUAUGGUGCCACAUCCAAAUGAGAAAGUCCAGAAAAACUUUGUGACCUCUUAUGGAAUGUGCAAGAAGUCGCAGCUGAUUCAUUUGGAGAUGGAAGGUUACAACCCAUUGUUUAUGGAUGACUUCCAGCCAGACAUCAAAAUAUCUGAUUGGUACGCGCCACGUUGGGAUUGUGGCAGUGAAUAUGAGAUCCGUGUAGAGUUGCUGAAUCAACAAAAGAAAUCCAUCCAGACAUUUGCCCCUGAGACUGUUUACUUUGAGCAGUGGAAUGAUCAGAAAUGGAAUCAGAUGACCCAUGUAUUCCAGAACUACGGACCUGGGGUGAGAUACAUCCGUUUUACCCACGGAGGCAAGGACACACAGUUCUGGGCAGAAUGGUAUGGAAUUCGUGUUACUGACAGCUGUGUUGAGAUAUGUCCAGCAAUCGUCUCAUAGCUCUUUGUGAUUCUUCUAAUGCCUGCUUCCUGCCUUUGCCUGAAAUUGCAAAAUUGCACCGAGUCUUACUUGCCUUAUAUAAUCUGCAAUCAUUUUACAUGUCAAAGGAACUUUGGGUAAAAAGCUAUGAAUAUUGUAUGUGCAUCAGUUUUGUUGUGAAAUGUAAAUUUCAAAACACUCCUUAUGUCGCACCUUGAGAAGACACACAUGUAGAUUUGUAGAAGCAUAGCAUGCUUUGCUGCUAUAAGGGUCAUGAGUUAUAUAGUACUGUACUGUAGUGUAGCAGCACUGAAAGGUGUAACGUGUAGUCCUAACACAAGUGGAAUUGAAACAAAAGAAUUCUAUUCUGAAUUAUGCAAAUCUUAAGUGAGCAUUUGAAGUAGUUAACAGAAAUAUAAUUUAUUUUACUUAAAUUUAAUAUUAUUAUUACCUUUCACUGCAUCUGGAUGAUCAUUUUGAAAGUGAGGUUCAUGGGUAAUUAUCCACAUAGAGCCUCAUACACAUCUCUUUGCAGUGAGGUAAGUUGUUUCAGAACCAAAGAGCCAUUAUAAUCCCUGAGAACACAAUGCAGUUUGUCACUUUGAAAACAGCCAUAUCUAGUUUCAAUUCAACAUUCCUUAUUUUUAAUAAAAAACGUAUACUCAAGCAUAAAUUGUUUUUGUAUGCCAACUGGUCAUGGAAAUUGUUAGGACAAGAUGCCAUACACAGUAUCAUCUCAGCUUUGCAGAAUUGGCUCUUUGAAUGUAUUGUCUGGCUCUGAUGUUUGUGUUUCUCAGUCAUCUUCAUUAUUGGUAAUAACACAUGAAGUUAUAUGAAGGCGUCAGUGGGUGUGGUGAUGUCAUUAUCUCUGACAUCUGCAAUAAAGCCAGAAUAAAUGCCACUGGAUGAUCUCUCAGAUCACAAGGGAAUCUGUCUAUAAAUGCUAUUUUAUCACUACUGCACUACUGUUUGACAAACCAACCUUGAAAUAUUCUUUGCACUGCUCUGUAAUGUGUCUAAGUUGUAAUGCUGAAGAAGUGCAAUGAAAAACUUUUUUUGCUGUAUAAUCUGUUUUAUUUAAAUUACUUUUGUAUUUCUAGCCAAUAUGUAAUUUGUGGAAAAUGUAUACAGGCUCAUAAACUUUAUUUAUGUAAUCAAGUCAGACAACAACAUAUGGUAUUUGAAGGUUUAUUCGUAAUACUGGUUUAUUGUGAACGUCAAAUUGAAUAAAAAUCAACGAGUCCAAGAAACUCGUUCUCUUUA
Molecule: messenger RNA, 3931 nt
Organism: Siniperca chuatsi (mandarin fish)
Lineage: Eukaryota; Metazoa; Chordata; Actinopteri; Centrarchiformes; Sinipercidae
Product: F-box only protein 6-like
Exons: 6
Coding region: 1859-2689 (276 amino acids)
Biological process (GO): SCF-dependent proteasomal ubiquitin-dependent protein catabolic process; glycoprotein catabolic process
Cellular component (GO): SCF ubiquitin ligase complex; cytoplasm
Molecular function (GO): ubiquitin protein ligase activity; protein binding
Source: RefSeq, a predicted model, not a curated record